This is a messenger RNA of Aedes albopictus (Asian tiger mosquito), 1760 nucleotides long. RefSeq lists its product as uncharacterized. Lineage: Eukaryota; Metazoa; Arthropoda; Insecta; Diptera; Culicidae. The coding region runs from base 171 to 1499 and encodes 442 amino acids. The transcript has 3 exons. The record is from RefSeq and is a predicted model, not a curated record.
UAAGACUUCUCAUCAAACAUCUUUUUCAAACGCCAUCGCAAACCGAUCUCCGCCGCCGCCGCGAAAACGAAAAUCCAUUCGUCGACGAGAGAGGGCAAAGAUCUGCACAGCAAUAAAACCCCCGUUUGACGAAGAAAGCGAUAAGCAGUAAAACCAGCAGAAUACCAACGAUGUCGAUGGAAGUGGAUACCGGUUUUGUGGUGAAUGAUACCAGCUCGCUCCUGCCGGGCGGUGGCUUCACCAAAGCCUACUCCAACAAUCUACCGAGCGUCGGCAGCGAAAUGGUGUGGAAUUACGUCGUCCAGCUGAUGCGGUCUGCCAGCGAGAAUCCCGAUCUGAUCAAGAUUCUCCAAGCGAUUGGAUCCAGCAAACCGGAUUUCAACGAUGAUUCCAUCUGUUACGUUCACCUCAAACGAGAUGACCGGGUUUGCGUGGUGAAAGGACAACUCACCAUCGGAUCCAGUGGUGGCGAAGUCAAAAUCUACCAGCUGACAGCCACAGUGGACGAGAGCGAGGACCGGAUCGUUUCGGUGGAAUGUAGCGAAUGUAUGGAAACUGGGGAUUGUAGACAUGCGAUUAGCUUUGUUACGUGGUUGCACAGAAAAAGCGAAGGGGACGAAAGUAGCGAAGUGGUCUGUUACUUCCGAGGUCCACUGUCGGCCGAACUUGAAAGCAUUCCUCCGAAGCCUCCGCUCAACAAGACAAAAGCAAAGAAUUUCAUUCGGGAAAUUGUGCGCAUUCUACAGACUGAGGACAUUGAUUGUCCACUGCGAUGGAACUUCCCCGGGCCGCACAAGAAGUUCAACAAUAUGUCCAUCCACGAGUUGAUUCUGAUGGCCGUAAGGAACAAGUUUGACACAGCGCAGUUCUUCGAGGCCGCCCACCAGGUCAUUACGGCAGGUCAAAGCGCCUUAGCAGAUAAAACUAAAUUCACCCCCAAGUGCAAUCCAUGGUACCUGGAAUUGCGCUACGCCCGCAUCACCAGCGCCAAAGUUUCCGACUGCAUCAAUCUGAACGUGACCCAAUCGGUUCUGUACGAAACCAUCCUCGGUUGUCACAAGGAAAUCGAUCCGAACAUCCAGCGGAAGAAGUUGGCCGUUCGCCAAAGGCUGGAAAAGUACACAAAGACCAAGUACGACAAUUGCAAGAUUACCCUCAACCCAAACUACCCAAUAAUCUUCGACGUCCCGGAUGGAAUCUGCAACUCGCACGUCAUCGAAAUCAAGUGCCCCAAGACGCGCGAUCACAUGCAGAAGUACGUCACCGAGAACGGGUCCAUCUGCGAGAAGUACUACAUGGAGAUCCAGAUCCACAUGUACAUGCAGGGCAAAACGGCCGGUGUGGUUUGCGUGGCCGAUCCGGACUUUGAGAACAACAACGAAAUCUACAUGCACUCGUUCAAUCUCAAUCGGAACUUUGCCGUCAACAAGCUGAACAAGGCGAUGGACUACUGGAAGAACAUCGUCUAUCCGGAACUGAUCAAUAGCUGGGCUGAUUAAGGGUGUAAGUUUGGCUAUUUCUUUCACAGUAGAUAAGUUUCAUUUUAGUCGACAAAAACACCAUAUUUUAUUCUUCUGAUUGAUGAUCGUAAAGAUCUUCAUUUUUUGUCUUUCUCCUAAAACACACAACACGCGCUACCCCUUUUAAUGGUUUGGUAAAGACAAUAAAUACCUAAUUAUGAGAGGCAAACGCUUUCCUUCUGAACCAGGAACUCGGACAUCCCGAUUUGCUGCAUACAAAUAUAAGAGCAAACAAUCUGA